Molecule: messenger RNA, 2475 nt
Organism: Mytilus trossulus (common blue mussel)
Lineage: Eukaryota; Metazoa; Mollusca; Bivalvia; Mytilida; Mytilidae
Product: ATP-dependent RNA helicase DDX1-like
Exons: 28
Coding region: 48-2246 (732 amino acids)
Biological process (GO): rRNA processing
Cellular component (GO): nucleolus
Molecular function (GO): RNA helicase activity; protein binding; RNA binding
Source: RefSeq, a predicted model, not a curated record
CUAAUUGUCCGCGAAAAUAGCUCUAGUAACAAACCAAAACGUCCAGCAUGACAGCUUUUGAAGAGAUGGCAGUGAUGCCUGAAUUAGGCCAAGCUGUAGAGGAAAUGGACUGGAGUCUUCCAACAGAUGUACAGUCAGAAGCCAUUCCCAUGAUUCUUGGAGGAGGUGAUGUUCUGAUGGCUGCAGAAACUGGCAGUGGUAAAACUGGUGCCUUUUGUUUGCCCAUCAUUCAGAUAGUGUAUGAAACAUUGAAAGAUCAACAGGAAGGAAAAGGGGGAAAACUUCUGACCAAGGCACAUGGAGGGGGAGGCAAAUGGAAGAUGAAUGUCUACGACAGAGGUGAUGCUAUGGCUAUUGACCCAGAGGGUAUCCUUUGUCAGGCAAGAGAUCCCCAAGGCUGGCAUGGUACAAGAUCCAACAAGGCUGUUACAGGCAAAGGGAAAUACUACUACGAGGCAGUGGUUACUGAUGAGGGACUCUGCAGGGUAGGAUGGUCCACAGACAAGGCAUCACUUGAUUUAGGUACAGAUAAAUUUGGUUAUGGAUUCGGUGGAACAGGAAAGAAAUCUUAUGGAAGACAGUUUGAUAGUUAUGGAGAGGCCUAUGGUAUGAAUGAUGUGAUUGGCUGUUAUCUUGACCUUGAAAAUGGAGACAUACAAUGGUCCAAAAAUGGAGUUGAUCUUGGAAAAGCAUAUAAUAUACCACAACAUUUAUGUACAGAAAGAUUCUUUGCUGCAGUUGUCCUUAAGAAUGCUGAAAUGAGUUUUAAUUUUGGAGGAAAACCCUUCAAGUUCCCACCACAGAAAGGAACAUAUGUAGGACUAAAUCAAGCUCCACAGAAAGAUAUUAUUGAAUCCAGGAUUAUGGGUUCAGGAGCUGUGAAUGCCAAACCAGCACCCAAUGCACCACAAGCUAUUAUUAUAGAACCAUCCAGAGAAUUAGCAGAACAGACUUUUACACAGAUUCAAAAGUUCAAAGUUCAUUUAUCAAACCCAUCAAUCAGAGAGUUGUUAAUUAUUGGUGGUGUGAAUGUAAAAGAACAAGUUGAUGUGCUUCAGAAAGGGGUAGAUAUUGUAGUUGGUACCCCAGGACGUUUGGAAGAUUUGAUAUCUACAGGCAAACUGACAUUACAUCAAGUUAGAUUCUUUGUUCUAGAUGAGGCAGAUGGACUGUUGUCUUCUGGUUAUGGUGACCUAAUUAACAGAUUACACGGACAGAUUCCCAAGGUCACAAAUGACGGAAAAAGAUUACAGAUGGUUGUUUGUUCCGCAACACUUCAUUCAUUUGAUGUGAAAAAAAUGGCCGAAAGACUUAUGUACUUCCCGACCUGGAUUGAUUUGAAGGGAGCAGAUGCUGUCCCAGAAACUGUCCAUCAUGUGGUUUGCAAUGUAGAUCCAACAAAUGAUCCAAGAUGGAAAAAUUUACAGAAACACGUACAGACAGAUGAAGUUCAUUCAAGAGACAAAGUCAGCGCCAACUCAAACACAGCAGAAACCCUCUCAGAAGCUAUAAAGAUACUGAAGGGAGAAUAUGUUGUUACAGCCAUUGAUGAACACAACAUGGAUGCUGCCAUUAUUUUCUGUAGGACAAAGGUUGAUUGUGAUAACCUUGAAAGAUAUCUUGGAGACAGAGGCAGAGGGAAAUAUAGCUGUGUAUGUCUCCAUGGUGACAGAAAACCACAAGAAAGAAAAGCAAAUUUAGAGAAAUUUAAGCAAAAGAAAGUUCGUUUUUUGAUCUGUACAGAUGUAGCAGCCCGUGGACUGGAUAUAUCAAAGCUUCCUUAUGUAAUUAAUGUGACACUGCCGGAUGAAAAACAGAAUUACAUCCAUAGAAUUGGUCGUGUAGGUAGGGCAGAAAGAAUGGGAUUGGCAAUAUCUCUUGUAGGAACUGUCAAAGAAAAGGUAUGGUAUCAUUCUAAUUGUAACACCAGAGGGAAAGGAUGUUAUAACACAAAUCUGACUGAUUAUGGAGGAUGUUGUAUCUGGUAUGACGAACCAAAGUUACUAUCAGAUAUACAGGAGCACCUUGAUAUAACCAUUGAUUCAGUACAACCGGAUAUGAAAGUGGCUAUUAAUGAAUUUGAUGGUAAAGUAACAUAUGGACAGAGGAGGAAAGUUGGAGGUGGGUCAUACAAAGGUCACAUAGAAACAUUGGCUCCAUCUGUUAAAGAAUUAGCAGAACUAGAAAAGAGAGCUCAGACGUCAUUUAUAGAUCUUAAAUACAGGAAAAAGUUCAUGACUAGAUAAUUGGACAUAUAUUUUUAGAUCCACAGUAAUCGUGAUGUUAACUAGUCCUUAGGUCCUGGGAUUAUGUUUAUAUUAAGCUUUAACAUUUUCAGUUUAAUUAGCCUGACUGUGGAGUUAUUCAGACAUUCAUUGUUGUGCAGUUAAAUAUGAAUGAAAUCCAUUAUUAAUGCUUCUGGUGCAAUUGUUAUGUUAAGAAUAUAAAUAUCUGGGAUUAAAGUAUAAAAAAAUA